Molecule: messenger RNA, 2845 nt
Organism: Pimephales promelas (fathead minnow)
Lineage: Eukaryota; Metazoa; Chordata; Actinopteri; Cypriniformes; Leuciscidae
Gene: pals2a
Product: protein associated with LIN7 2, MAGUK p55 family member a
Molecular function (GO): protein binding
Source: RefSeq, a predicted model, not a curated record
CACUAGAGAGGAUAAGUGUCUUGUUCUGGCUGCUUGGGAAGUUCAUGGGGCUUUAAAUUUCUCACCGGGACACAGAUCCACCCAGUGGGUGUUAGUGAGGUGCAUGGUUCUCAUUGCUAUUGAAGACAAAUUUUGUCUUAGCCCUGAGCUUGCCCUGCCUUAGGAAAAAUGACAGCCAUGCAGCAGGUGCUGGAUAACCUCAAAGAGCUGCCGCCUUCAACGGGAGCCAAAGACAUCGACCUCAUCUUCCUCCGUGGCAUUAUGGAGAGUCCUAUAGUUCGUUCCCUCGCUAAGGCUCACGAGCGAUUGGAGGACGUUAAGCUGGAGGCGGUGCGAAAUAAUAACGUGGAGCUAGUGGGCGAGAUCCUGUCUGAUAUGAACAGUCUGAUCAGCCGUGAUGAAAGUGCAGCAGAACUCAGUAAGAUCCUGAAGGAACCGCAUUUCCAGUCCCUGUUAGAAGCUCACGACAAGGUGGCUUCUAAGUCAUAUGAAGCUCCUCCCACCAGCACCAAUUCCACCAGCAUGACCAGCUCAUCCCUCAUGCCUGCUGACACUGUUCGCAUGAUCAGCAUCCAGAAGAAGGCCGGAGAGCCUCUUGGUGUAACAUUCCGGGUGGAGGAGGGCGACCUUGUCAUUGCACGUGUUAUGCACGGCAGCAUGAUUGACAGGCAGGGGAUGCUGCACGCUGGUGAUGUCAUCCGAGAGGUGAACGGCCGAGAGGUGGGCAAAGACCCCAUGGCGUUACAGCACAUGCUGAGGGACUGCAAUGGAGGCAUCACCCUCAAGAUCCUACCCAGCUACAGGGACACACCUCCACCCGCACAGGUGUAUUUGAAGCCACAUUUCAACUACAAUCCUGACACGGAUAACCUGAUCCCUUGUAAAGAGGCGGGUUUGGCUUUCUCUAAAGGAGACAUUCUUCAUAUAGUGAACAAGGAGGACCCCAACUGGUGGCAAGCAUGUAACAUAAAUGGAGGGUGCACUGGCCUGAUCCCCAGUCAGUUUCUUGAGGAAAAGAGGAAGGCGUUUGUAAGGAGAGACCUGGAUGGAUCAGGAAUUCUCUGCGGGACAUUAACUGGAAAAAAGAAGAAAAAGAAAAUGAUGUACUUAACGGCAAAAAAUGCAGAAUUUGAUCGGCAUGAAUUACAGAUCUAUGAAGAGGUAGCAAAGAUGCCUCCAUUCCAGAGAAAAACACUUGUGCUGAUUGGUGCACAAGGUGUGGGCCGCCGAAGCCUCAAGAACCGUCUGAUUGUGGUAAACCCACUGAGAUAUGGAACUACUGUACCUUUCACUUCUCGGCAUCCACGUGACGACGAAAAGGACGUCCAGUCGUACUGCUUUGUUUCCAGAGAGGAGAUGGAAAUGGACAUCAAGGCAAGUCGAUACCUGGAGCACGGAGAAUACGACGGCAAUCUGUACGGAACCAAAAUUGACUCCAUCCAUGAAGUCGUACGCACAGGGCGUACUUGCAUACUGGACGUCAACCCACAGGCUCUAAAAGUACUGAAGACAUCAGAGUUUAUGCCAUUUGUGGUAUUCAUCGCGGCCCCGGAGCUCGAUACACUACGGGCCAUGCACAAAGCUGUGGUGGAUGCUGGGAUCACAACCAAGCAACUGACGGAAACGGACCUAAAGAAAACGGUGGACGAAAGCAGCAGGAUCAAGCGGGCGUACAAUCACUACUUUGAUCUGACUAUAGUUAAUGACAAUCUGGACAAGGCCUUUGAGAAACUGCAGGCAGCUGUGGAGCAGCUAACCACACAACCGCAAUGGGUCCCUUUGAACUGGGUUUACUGAGACAUACAGAUCAUUAUCAUCAUCGGCGACGGCUCCACUGAUAGGUCAGCGGCACAGAACACAAGUUCACACUGAACGGACCCACCAGUCACUAUGCAAAUGUACACUAGCUAUCCAGUCACAACAGACAGAAGGGAAGUGUACUUAUUUAUUAACGUUUUUUUUAUGUUCUACUGACUAAACAUAUUUUAAAGAAUGUUACUUUGAGGGACAGAAACAAAUAGGAUUUUUUUGGAAUGACUUGUCAUUGAAAUGGUAAUUAAUUUUUCAUUCUAGUAUAAGGUGCAUUACAGUAUUGAAAGCAGGAGGUCUGUUUUCUUGCUGUAAUUUUAGAGUGUCUAACAUUGGUUUACAGUGCAGUAUUCAUCUUGCAUCUCUUCAUCUUUCUGAAACGUAUGUCAUAUAGUUCAUUCACUACAGUAUGUCAAAAUUUUUUAUAGUUUAUCCAGCUUCUGACUUGGUAAGAUCUUUAUUAGCGUCAUACUGUAGCCUUGAGUUUUUUUAGUUAAAUGCAAGAAACGCUAGGAGUAAGGCAGUUUUAACUUUUAAAAAUGUCAUGGGUGCACUUUAUUUUACAGUCCUGUUCAACAUGUACUUACUAUAAUUACUAGGUACUAAUCCUGAACCUAUCCCUAAAGCGCAAAGUACCUUUAGUUUUGACACGAAAGCUUGUUUUGUGUCUACAGCCGAAUACAUCUAGUGUCAGCGCUACUUCUCUUCCGAAGUUAUGACCGAUUCAUAUUCUUUGUACUCUUUAAACUAGAGUUGAAUGUAUUGUUGCUGCCAUCGCCAGUAGUUUGUUUCACACUUGCGGUUUUGGCCACUUGAGAGUGCGUGCAUGCAUGCAACAGGAACUAAGAGCACACUCUAAAUUGGCUUUGAGGUUAAGAAUCGUUCAUGUUCAGGAAAUUGCGUGCCCUGAUUUCGUGGAAUGUCUAGAAAACCUUUCCAGUGCAAGUUAAAUUAGAUGUUGCAUAUAGACCAUUUCACAAGAUGUAAACAACACUGGUCCAGAAACACUUCCUGUUUCAGUUUGUUACUGUUCUCU